Osmerus eperlanus (European smelt) is the source of this 4181-nucleotide messenger RNA. RefSeq names its product AP-2 complex subunit alpha-2. Bases 167 to 3187 code for a protein of 1006 amino acids. Lineage: Eukaryota; Metazoa; Chordata; Actinopteri; Osmeriformes; Osmeridae. Gene Ontology annotation, biological process: intracellular protein transport; clathrin-dependent endocytosis. Gene Ontology annotation, cellular component: AP-2 adaptor complex; membrane coat. Gene Ontology annotation, molecular function: clathrin-cargo adaptor activity. The transcript has 23 exons. The record is from RefSeq and is a predicted model, not a curated record.
CCCUGACGUUCACUCCUCAAAGCUGCGGACGGGGAGUGUGUGUAUCUGUCCACCCAUUAGCUCAAACUAGCCGCACUACUUUCAAUUGCUUGUAAAAUAAAGUUUGCUGUGUGUUCUCUCUCUGUCUGGCAGAAAAAGGAAAAACUUAAAAUAUCGUGUGGAUAAAAUGCCUGCAGUCUCUAAAGGAGAUGGAAUGCGUGGCCUCGCUGUUUUCAUCUCUGACAUUAGGAACUGUAAAAGUAAAGAGGCAGAGAUCAAGAGAAUAAAUAAAGAGCUGGCCAACAUCCGGUCCAAAUUUAAGGGAGACAAGGCUCUGGAUGGCUACAGUAAGAAGAAGUAUGUCUGCAAGCUGCUCUUCAUCUUCCUCCUGGGACAUGACAUUGACUUCGGCCACAUGGAAGCUGUUAACCUGCUCAGCUCCAACAAAUACACAGAGAAGCAGAUUGGCUAUCUGUUCAUCUCCGUGCUGGUCAACUCCAACAGCGACCUGAUCAGUCUGAUCAAUAACGGCAUUAAGAACGACCUGGCCAGCCGGAACCCCACCUUCAUCAACCUGGCGCUGCACUGCAUUGCCAACGUGGGCAGCAGGGAGAUGGCCGAGGCCUUCGCCGCUGACAUACCCCGCAUCCUGGUGGCUGGGGACAGCAUGGACAGUGUGAAACAGAGCGCCGCCCUGUGUCUCCUGCGUCUCAACAGGACGUCACCUGACCUGGUCCCCAUGGGGGAGUGGACGGCGCGCGUGGUGCACCUGCUCAACGACCAGCAUCUGGGCGUGGUGACGGCAGCCACCAGCCUCAUCACCACUCUGGCCCAGAAGAGCCCUGACGACUUCAAAACCUCGGUCUCACUGGCUGUCGCCAGGCUCAGCAGGAUCGUGACCUCGGCCUCCACAGACCUGCAAGACUACACCUACUACUUCGUAGCAGCUCCCUGGCUGUCAGUCAAGCUGCUCAGACUGCUGCAGUGCUACCCACCCCCUGAGGACGGGGCGAUCCGGGCGCGUCUGGUGGAGUGUCUGGAGAGCAUCCUGAACAAGGCGCAGGAGCCGCCCAAGUCUAAGAAGGUGCAGCACUCCAACGCCAAGAACGCCGUGCUGUUUGAAGCCAUCAGCCUCAUCAUCCACCACGACAGUGAGCCCACCCUGCUGGUGCGAGCCUGUAACCAGCUGGGUCAGUUCCUGCAGCACCGGGAGACCAACCUGCGCUACCUGGCCCUGGAGAGCAUGUGCACGCUGGCCAGCUCUGAGUUCUCCCACGAGGCCGUCAAGACCCACAUCGAAACGGUCAUCAGCGCCCUUAAGACAGAGAGAGACGUGAGCGUGCGUCAGCGGGCCGUGGACCUGCUCUACGCCAUGUGCGACCGCAGCAACUCCAAGCAGAUCGUCGCGGAGAUGCUGAGCUACCUGGAGACGGCCGACUACUCCAUCAGGGAGGAGAUCGUGCUGAAGGUGGCCAUCCUGGCCGAGAAGUACGCGGUGGACUACACCUGGUACGUGGACACCAUCCUGAGCCUCAUCCGCAUGGCCGGGGACUACGUCAGCGAGGAGGUGUGGUACCGCGUCAUCCAGAUCGUCAUCAACCGGGACGACGUCCAGGGCUACGCGGCCAAGACUGUCUUUGAGGCGCUGCAGGCUCCAGCCUGCCAUGAGAACCUGGUCAAGGUUGGGGGAUACAUCCUGGGAGAGUUUGGCAACCUGAUUGCUGGAGACGCCAGGUCCAGUCCUCUGGUCCAGUUCAACCUGCUCCACUCCAAGUUCCACCUGUGCUCCGUGCCCACGCGGGCCCUGCUGCUGUCGGCCUACAUCAAGUUCAUCAACCUGUUCCCGGAGGUGAAGGGGACCAUCCAGGAGGUGCUGAAGUCCGACAGCCAGCUGCGCAACGCCGACGUGGAGCUGCAGCAGCGGGCCGUGGAGUACCUCCGACUCAGCUGCAUCGCCAGCACCGACAUCCUGGCCACGGUGCUGGAGGAGAUGCCCCCCUUCCCCGAGCGGGAGUCCUCCAUCCUGGCCAAGCUGAAGAGGAAGAAGGGCCCCGGGGUGACUCUGCCCGACCUGGAGGACCAGCGCAAGGAGCGCGGCGCCAACGUCAACGGGGGGUCGGAGCACGGCGCGAGCAACUCGGCCGCCACGCCCUCUCCUCCUGAAUCUGCUGCUGACCUCUUGACCGCGGCUCCGACGCCGACCAACCGGCCCCGCCCAGUCUCCUCCUCCUCUCUCCUGCAGCCGAUGCUCUCUCCCCUCUCCUGCCUCUCCUCCCUCUCUCCCCUCUCCUCCUUCGCUCACCAGGGCACGGCUGCUACCAUGUCGGCCACUGCUGCUGGGCCACUCUUCCAGGUGUCCCCCUCCACCUCCACAGACCUGCUGGGCCUGGCCAGCCCCGCGCCCUCCACCGGCGGCAGCCUGCUGGUGGACGUCUUCUCAGAGCUCCACGCCCCGGAGCAGGCCAGCGCCGAGGCCCCAGCUCCCCCUGUGGCAGAUGACAACUUCUCCAGGUUUGUGUGCAAGAACAACGGGGUUCUGUAUGAGAACCAGCUGCUGCAGAUUGGCCUGAAGUCUGAAUACAGACAGAACCUGGGACGGAUGUACGUGUUCUUUGGCAACAAGACGUCCACUCAGUUCCUGAACUUCUCUGCUUCCGUGUUGUGCCAGGAACCUCUGCACUCUCAGCUGAACAUCCACGCCAAGCCGGCCGACCCCACCGUGGAGGGAGGGGCCCAGCUCCAGCAGACCCUCAACAUCGAGUGCGUGUCCGACUUUGUUGACGCUCCGGUGCUCAACAUCCAGUUCAGGUACGGCGGAACACUCCAGAAGAUGGCUGUGAAACUCCCCAUCACUCUCAACAAGUUCCUCCAGCCCACCGAGAUGGUGUCACAGGACUUCUUCCAGCGUUGGAAACAACUUGGAGCCCCUCAGCAGGAGGUGCAGAAGAUCUUCAAAUCCAAACACUCGAUGGACACCGAGGUCACCAAAGCGAAGAUCAUUGGGUUCGGUGCUGCCCUGCUGGAUGGGGUGGAUCCCAACCCCUCCAACUUUGUGGGAGCCGGAGUGAUCCACACCAAGACCACGCAGGUGGGCUGCCUGCUUCGACUGGAACCCAACACACAGGCACAGAUGUACCGUCUGACACUACGGACCAGCCGCGACACGGUGUCCCAGAGACUGUGUGACCUGCUGUCUGACCAGUUCUGAGAGUCCCUGUGCUCCAGUCUUCACCUCCCCACGCCCCACCCUCCCUUCCUACCUCUCCACCAGCCCUGCUCACCCCUGUCACUCCACCGCCAGAAAGCCCUAGUGAACCAUUGAGUUGUUGGAUGUUGGAUAACAAACAAAUCAAAUGUGCCUCGCCCCCCCAUCCCCCCCCCCGGAGGUUUUCGGACUUAGUUUUCAUUUGAUGCAAUGUACAGUGUAAAUUCUUUUUUUUUAUAUUUGACAUAUUAUAAAUGUAUAUCAAAGGAUUUUUGUUUUGUUUUUUCACUCAGCUUUACUAAUAUUUCACAGCUUUUUAUCCAUUUUGUAGCUUGACUGUAAACUGGUGCACAGCCAUGCUGCUGAACAAGAGGGCUGAGUGUCUAGACAGAUCACCUGUGACAGUGCUGUGGUUGGCUCGUACGCUCACUCCCUCAGAAAGCAAGCCUUAUUAAAGUGAUCGGACUGUAUCUGCCAGGAAACUAAGAACUAAGUGGUUUAACCCUAACCUCUUAACCCACCUAGUCCCCAAACCCUCCUAGUCCCCCGGCCCCCAACACUCCCUGCCCCCCAGUCGCCUACAUCCUGCCUUAACCAAAGUUGCCCUUGGUCCCAAUGUAGCAGAAUGUUCCCAAAUGUUUUAAGGAAACCUGAACCAUAAUGGGAGUCAGCCUGACUGCCUUCCUAUGUCUUUGGUGUCGGGUGUUAUGUAGCUGGAGUAUCCACAGCCGUAGGACCCCAUUAGCCCCAGGGGAGCUCCAGAGCCUGUGAGACCAGGGUAUCUCUGUCCGGGCGUAAACCGCUAGGUCCACUAAAUGCUAGCUACAUCUCUACACGCUGCUAGCUCCAUGACUAGCCUGCCUGCUACACUGCUACAGGUGGCUAGUAACUACAUCACUGCCACACCUCUCUGUGCCUUCUAGUGGUUAAACCAUAUAUCAACUGCUUUCAAUCAUAUGACAGGUUUUGCCAAAUAAAGUUGAUUGUGUCACUUGUC